Messenger RNA from Castor canadensis (American beaver), 1228 nucleotides. The record is from RefSeq and is a predicted model, not a curated record. Lineage: Eukaryota; Metazoa; Chordata; Mammalia; Rodentia; Castoridae.
CUGGGCGGGGGCGGGGCCGGGGGCCCGCAGGUGGGCUUGCCCCCGCCCCCCGCCGCCCUGCGCCCGCGCCUGGUCUUCCACACCCAGCUGGCCCACGGCAGCCCCACCGGCCGCAUCGAGGGCUUCACCAACGUCAAGGAGCUGUACGGCAAGAUCGCAGAGGCCUUCCGCCUGCCCGCGGCCGAGGUGAUGUUCUGCACGCUGAACACCCACAAGGUGGACAUGGACAAGCUGCUGGGGGGCCAGAUCGGGCUGGAGGACUUCAUCUUCGCCCAUGUCAAGGGGCAGCGCAAGGAGGUGGAGGUGUUCAAGUCCGAGGAUGCUCUGGGACUGACCAUCACGGACAACGGGGCCGGAUACGCCUUCAUCAAGCGCAUUAAGUUGGGCAGCGUGAUCGACCACAUCCAGGUCAUCAGUGUGGGUGACAUGAUCGAGGCCAUCAAUGGGCAGAGCCUGCUGGGCUGCCGGCACUACGAGGUGGCCCGGCUGCUCAAGGAGCUUCCUCGAGGCCGCACCUUCACGCUGAAGCUCACGGAGCCCCGCAAGGCCUUUGACAUGAUCAGUCAGCGUUCAGCGGGUGGCCGCCCUGGCUCUGGCCCACAACUGGGAACUGGCCGAGGGACCCUCCGGCUCCGAUCUCGGGGUCCUGCCACAGUGGAGGAUCUGCCGUCCGCCUUUGAGGAAAAGGCGAUUGAGAAGGUGGACGAUUUGCUGGAGAGCUACAUGGGAAUCAGAGACACAGAGCUGGCGGCCACUAUGGUGGAGCUAGGGAAAGACAAAAGGAACCCAGACGAGCUAGCCGAAGCCCUGGAUGAACGGCUUGGUGACUUUGCCUUCCCGGACGAGUUCGUCUUUGACGUCUGGGGAGCCAUUGGAGACGCUAAGGUCGGCCGCUACUAGGACUCCCACUGCACCUCAUGGUGAUCUCAGCUUGGCCUGGUGGGGCGUCCCUGUUGGGGACACCACGGCACGGCUAGGACCUGAGCAUCCAGCUUGGGCCCAUAGCUUAGCAUCUGGAGGACAGUGCCCCACUCCAGUCGGUACCACCACCUUCCCCAGUUCCCAGGGGACCCCGGCAGUGCCCCCCCCUGCCCGGUUCCCCACUACCUCAGCAGGGUCAGGCAUGGGGGAGGGGACAGGCCAAAUUGGACGGCUGCCCCCGCCCCCAACACUUUCCACGAUCAGCUGCCAAAACUGGUCCCUUCUGUCCCCCUGGGACCUCGGGUUC